GCGGUUGCCAUUUUCCACUUGCCAAGUAACUAAUCACAAUAAAUAAAACAAAAAUUACCUGUGUGUAUAAAUAAAGAUACGGGAGAACACGUUUAAUUAAGUCAUUAAUACCACCGGCCUAGAUAGUUGUCAUUGUUUGUUCACGUCGCGGUGUUCUGUGUGCACAUGUAUUAUCUGCUGUGAUAGUGGUCGUAAACAUACACGUAAAUUGUCUAAGAAAUAGUUGUGUAGUAGUUAGUGUGUAGAGUUGUAUUAAGCAUGUCUGAUAGCGGGGACAGUGACGUCGCGUGGACCUACUACAAGGACCGCCCCGAGUGGAAUGACGUGACUCCUGUGCCUGAGGACGAGGGCCCUAACCAAGUCGUCGUUAUCGCUCAUUCUGAAAAAUUUGUAGAUGUAUAUGACUAUUUCCGGGCUGUCCUUCAAAACAAUGAGAGAUCUGAACGUGCCUUACAUCUGACAAAAGAUGCGGUCGAACUAAAUCCAGCUAAUUAUACAGUAUGGCAGUAUAGGAGAGACCUUCUGAAAGCCUUGGGUACAGAUUUGAGAUCCGAGUUGGAUUAUGUAGAAGUAGUUAUUAAGAACUCACCCAAAAACUACCAGGUAUGGCAUCACCGGAGAGUCCUGGUAGAGUGGCUCCAAGACCCUACACAAGAGCUGGAGCUGACAAGAGAUGCCUUAAUGCAAGAUCCCAAAAACUAUCAUGCUUGGCAACACAGGCAAUGGGCUAUUAAAGCUUUUGGGCUGUAUGAUAGAGAACUGGAAUUUGUUGAUAACCUUAUCACAGAAGACGUGCGGAAUAAUUCAGCGUGGAACCAACGAUACUUCGUCAUCAACAACCAUCACGGGUGGUCAGACCUCAAUGUUCAAAGAGAAAUUUGUUACACUUUGGAAAAGAUCAAAUUUAUUAAGAACAAUGAAAGUGCCUGGAAUUACUUAAGAGGAGUAUUACUACACGAUAAGAGAGGUGUUAGCGGAAACGCUGUCGUUACCUCUUUUUGUGAAGAGCUUUAUAAGAAUAAGUGCCGAUCUCCUUACCUGCUAGCUUUUAUCAUAGAUAUUUGCGAUGAAGCUAUCAAAAAAGAAGAUAGCAACUGCAUGCACAAUGCGAAUAGAGCCGUGGAACUGUGUCAAGCGUUAGCCGGGAAAUACGACAAAAUCCGUAGCAAGUACUGGAACUAUAUAUGUGAAAAAUUCAAAAAGUUUCAACAGGAUGAUAACAACAAAGAUACGGCAGAUAAAAUUGAUGAAUGAUUUUAAUACAUAUCAUACAUUAUUGUGCAGUUUAAUUUUGAAUGUUAUAAAAUCAUUAUUCUCUGGCAUUAUUAUGCUUGAUCACUGUCUAAAUAUUUGUACAAACUGUAAAAAAUUGACGAUAAAAAUAGUACAAUCGUUAUAAUGAAAAACAGUUUUAUUGACUUUCUGUUCUUUCUUGAUCUUUUGAUAAAUCGAAUCCAAAAGAUGCUAUCCUGAAAAACAGUUAGUAUUUUAUGUCGCAUGUUUUAUCGGUAUUUGUGUAUAAUUUGUACAGUGUUUAUCAUAAUAAAAGAACGAAAUGGAAA
This is a messenger RNA of Trichoplusia ni (cabbage looper), 1562 nucleotides long. It is a transcript of the gene Fnta, whose product is annotated as protein farnesyltransferase/geranylgeranyltransferase type-1 subunit alpha. Gene Ontology annotation, biological process: protein farnesylation; protein geranylgeranylation. The transcript is spliced from 5 exons. Lineage: Eukaryota; Metazoa; Arthropoda; Insecta; Lepidoptera; Noctuidae. Gene Ontology annotation, cellular component: CAAX-protein geranylgeranyltransferase complex; protein farnesyltransferase complex; cytoplasm. The record is from RefSeq and is a predicted model, not a curated record. Gene Ontology annotation, molecular function: CAAX-protein geranylgeranyltransferase activity; protein farnesyltransferase activity. The coding region runs from base 259 to 1254 and encodes 331 amino acids.